Messenger RNA from Nanorana parkeri, 1237 nucleotides. RefSeq names its product secretory carrier membrane protein 3 (gene SCAMP3). Gene Ontology annotation, cellular component: recycling endosome membrane; trans-Golgi network membrane. Gene Ontology annotation, biological process: protein transport. The transcript is spliced from 9 exons. NCBI's taxonomy places the organism in Eukaryota, Metazoa, Chordata, Amphibia, Anura, Dicroglossidae. The record is from RefSeq and is a predicted model, not a curated record.
CGGGGUGUGUCACGCGGUGCGGGUGAGGCGGAGAUCACAUGAACGGUGACGCGAAGGUUGUGCGGGUCAUGUGACCGGCAGUUGCACGGAGAUGGCGGAUCGGGGGAACCCAUUUGGUGAGAUGGACAAUCCGUUUCAGGACCCGGCUGUGGUGGAACAUCGCCCCGGUAACCAGUUUGCCACCCUUGACGUCUACAACCCGUUCGAUAACCAGGGGAUCCCACCCCCGUACCAUGAACCGUCUGCAUUUCAGGCUCCGGCUACUCUCCCUACAGCCACGGCACAGCCAGCCGUCCCCGCGGUGAGGAAGAUCAGCCCGACCGAACCCAAAAACUAUGGAUCAUAUGGAACCCAGGAAACCGCAGCUGCAGCCACAGCGGAUCUUCUGAAGCGCCAGGAGGAGCUGAAUCGGAAAGCGGAAGAGCUGGACCGGCGGGAGCGAGAAUUACAGAAUGCUGCUCUGGGGGGAUCUGCAGGAAGGCAGAAUAACUGGCCUCCAUUGCCAUCCUUCUGCCCCGUCCAGCCUUGUUUCUACCAGGACAUCAGUGUGGACAUCCCACAGGACUUCCAGAAGACCGUGAAGAUCAUGUACUACGUGUGGCUGGUCAGUGCGGGCACAUUACUGCUGAACUUCCUGGGGUGUCUGGCCUGGUUCAUCUCGGACGGUAGUCAGGGCACCGGAUUCGGCAUGUCCAUCCUCUGGAUUAUCCUCUUCACGCCGUGCUCCUUCGUGUGCUGGUACAGACCUUUGUACAAGGCGUUCAAGACUGACAGCUCUUUCAAUUUCUUCGUCUUCUUCUUCAUCUUCUUUGUCCAGGAUAUUCUCUAUGUCCUGGAGGCCAUCGGCAUCCCCGGAUGGGGGUUCAGGUAGGAGCUGCAUGGGCUGAUGGGAUGCUGUGCUGCCAUUGGUGUGCAGAUGUCAUACACAUUGGGGUGUGUUGUGCCUGCCAGAUUGGGGUGUGCGUACACGGGUUUGAACACCGGGGCGUGUUUUACCACCCUGGGGAUCAUCAUGCUGAAGAGGGUCCACUCGAUUUACCGCCGAACCGGCGCCAGUUUCCAGAAGGCUCAGCAGGAGUUUGCCGCCGGUGUCUUCUCUAAUGAAACCGUGCGCAACGCAACCACCCAAGCAGCAGCGGGAGCCGCUCAAAAUGCCUUCAAGCCCCAAUAGAGGAAUCGGUCGUAGCACCAUCUUGCUGCUGCACACCGCUCUGCCGGGACCGGUCCUGUGUGAUGU